AUGGGCUGCUGCUGCUGCUGCCUCCUCCUCGCCCUCCUCCUCCUCCCGGCAGGACUGGGUGAUGACUCCACAGCAUCACCCCUCACCCCCGCCAGCCCUCCUUUCCCCUCGGAGGGGAUCCCAGCGGGGCCAGGCUCCAGGGAUGCAGCUGUCCCCGUGCCAGCUCCUGGCCAGCCCUCGCUGCCCAUGUCCUCGGGACCUGCCGGAGAUGGGGCAUCCUCCAGGCUGGUGGAGAGAGAUGGCCACAAUGCCACCCCUGCGGCGGCACUGUCCCCUGCUCCUGCCUCCGUCACCGUGAGCUCCAUCACCACAGCUACCAUCACCACAGCAGACAGCCCAUCUGUAGCCUCCAACCCCAGCUCGGUGCCACCAACCUUGGAGACAACCCCGGGUCUUCGGACAGCAAAUACUGCCAACUUGGCAAGAGGCACGAUGGAUUUGGGGGCAGCUUCCAGCCCCACGGGUAUACCUGCAUCAUCAUCCUCCUCCUCCCUCCCCACCAGCAACCUGUACUCAUCCCCCGGGACGGUAUUGUCCCCAACGCCUGUCCUCAUGAGCCCUGGCACCACCCAGCCACCAGCGCUGACCAAGGACAUCCCUUCCCUGGGGACGCUGGCCAAGGCAUCAAGCCUGGCUGUGGAGCCAACGUCCCCCCCAGUGACUGUGACGAGCCCCACCGCGGCCGAGGCCAUGGCCACUGGCAAAACCACCCUCUCCACCGGAGUCACCAUGGAAGAGGUCCCGCGUGCCUUGAGCGCUGGGAGCAUCGUGGCCAUAACCGUGACGGUCAUCGUGGUGGUGGUGCUGGUUUUCGGGGCAGCGGCGUACCUCAAGAUCAGGCACUCCUCCUAUGGCAGACUUUUGGAUGACCACGACUACGGCUCCUGGGGCAACUACAACAACCCUCUCUAUGACGACUCCUAGCAGGGACAAAGCAAAAAAAAUUAAAAAAAAAAAUCCUUAAUUUAUAAGCGCUUCUGCAGCAGAGCAUCCGCUGUCGAGGAGGUGCCCGGAUGCCAAGCCACUGCUGCGGGCAGGAUUACGGCGGGUCCGACGGAUGACAGGCGACCGGAGGGUGGGCGUGCUGUGCCCACAAUAAACCGGAAUUUUGGCCUUUGCGUAGGAAACUCUGGGUCCAGGGGCAUGUCGGUCCCUUGUUUUGUAGGCAAGGGAACCCAAAUUCCCCAGGGGGGAGGUAAAGGGAGAAGAUGGAGAUUCAACCAGUGCCAUGGCAUCCUUUGAAACGCUGCUGCCCCAUGGCUCAGGGAGGGGGACAUGGGGGCUGCUGAGCCAGUGGCAGGUGGGGGUCUGCCCUGCUUUCACAUGCCCCUUCCUCCGAAAUCACCUCCCUGCAUUGCCCUGCUGUGAAAUCCUUCGCCUUGUCCUGCCAGGAAUGACGAGCAGUUAUGGGGCUGCUCCAUCACCCCUCCCUUUCUUUUUCUGCAGGUGCUUCUGCACAGAAGCUUGUCAGCUCAUUUAUUUCCAUUUAAUUGUGGUUCCCCCCCACCCCAAACACAGCCUGGGAGCCUGUGGGAAGGUGCAUUGACCACCCACGCUGCUGGGCCGAGAGGUGCCCCAUUUCACACAUGUGGGUGCUUGCUCUGCAGCUUUAUUUUUAAUCUGUGAAAAACUUGGCCGCUAAAAUACAGCGAAACAUUUUUUUAAUCCCCAAUGUAUGUGUUCACCUACUAGCGUGUGAAGCCGGGGGGUGGCUGAUGGUAGGGCUGGUUUGGGGAGGGGAUGCUCACCCCAGCCCACGUCCCCUUGCUUGGCUGCUUCUACCUUGGGCUAAAUCCCCCAGCAAUGAAAAGCAAAGCCCUCAGCUUGUGUGGCCUUGAUAAAUAAAUCUGCACCAGCAAAGGUUUGGGGCAUCCUAGCAG
Gymnogyps californianus (California condor) is the source of this 1880-nucleotide messenger RNA. RefSeq names its product prostate androgen-regulated mucin-like protein 1 (gene PARM1). The coding region runs from base 1 to 924 and encodes 307 amino acids. The record is from RefSeq and is a predicted model, not a curated record. Gene Ontology annotation, cellular component: late endosome; plasma membrane; Golgi apparatus. The transcript has 4 exons. NCBI's taxonomy places the organism in Eukaryota, Metazoa, Chordata, Aves, Accipitriformes, Cathartidae.